Messenger RNA from Rhagoletis zephyria (snowberry fruit fly), 570 nucleotides. RefSeq names its product probable serine/threonine-protein kinase dyrk1. NCBI's taxonomy places the organism in Eukaryota, Metazoa, Arthropoda, Insecta, Diptera, Tephritidae. The record is from RefSeq and is a predicted model, not a curated record.
CAACAGCAACGUACAACAACAACAACAACAACGUACAACAACAACCAGCGCGGCUACCAUAGCGCGCAACAACAAAAACAUCCAGCGCAGCUAUCAUAGCGCGCAACACCUUCAACAGCGUGUAACAGCAACGCGCAACAACAACACCAACAAGCGCGGCUACCAUAGCGCGCAACAACAACAACAACAAGUUGGCCCCAACGGCAGCGACCGGCUCACAACAAUAACAACCAGCGCAGCUACCAUAGCGCGCAACAACAACAACAACAACGCGCAAUACCUUCAACAGCGCGUAACAGCAACGCACAACAACAACCAGCGCGGCUACCAUAGCGCGCAACACCUUCAACAGCGCGUAACAGCAACGCGCAACUACAACAACGCGCGAAGCAACAACGCCAACAACGGCGGCCACAGCAACAACGCAACCGCCAGAGCAAAAGCGGCAACACGAGCAACCGCCAGAACAGAGGCGUCCACUACAACAACAACAACCACUCCAGCGCAGCAGAACAGAAGCAGUUGCAACAACGGCAUCGCCUCUUCCAAGGCAUGCUGCUACAAGGUGGG